Messenger RNA from Rattus norvegicus (Norway rat), 5166 nucleotides. RefSeq names its product serine/threonine kinase 10 (gene Stk10). NCBI's taxonomy places the organism in Eukaryota, Metazoa, Chordata, Mammalia, Rodentia, Muridae. Gene Ontology annotation, molecular function: ATP binding; protein serine/threonine kinase activity; protein serine kinase activity. The record is from RefSeq and is a predicted model, not a curated record. Gene Ontology annotation, cellular component: plasma membrane.
GGGCGGGCGGGCCGCGGUUCCGGCAGCUCCCUGCCGCCACGGGCGCACUCGGCCGGUGCUGCGCUGCGGGGAGGGCGGCUCUCCGAAGCCGCGCGUCCUGUCGUCGCGCUCCUGAUCCACCAUGGCUUUCGCCAAUUUUCGCCGCAUCUUGCGGUUAUCCACCUUCGAGAAGAGAAAGUCCCGUGAAUACGAGCAUGUCCGCAGGGACCUGGACCCCAACGACGUAUGGGAGAUCCUGGGCGAGCUGGGAGACGGCGCCUUCGGCAAAGUCUACAAGGCCAAAAACAAGGAGACGGGCGCCCUGGCAGCAGCCAAAGUCAUUGAGACUAAGAGCGAGGAGGAGCUGGAGGACUACAUCGUGGAGAUCGAGAUCCUCGCCACCUGCGACCACCCAUAUAUCGUGAAGCUCCUGGGGGCCUAUUACUAUGACGGGAAACUAUGGAUCAUGAUUGAGUUCUGCCCUGGGGGAGCUGUGGAUGCCAUCAUGCUAGAGCUGGAUCGAGGCCUCACUGAGCCCCAGAUUCAGGUCGUUUGCCGCCAGAUGUUGGAGGCUCUCAACUUCCUGCACGGCAAGAGAAUCAUCCACCGCGACCUGAAAGCUGGCAACGUGCUUAUGACCCUGGAGGGGGACAUCAGGCUGGCUGAUUUUGGAGUAUCUGCCAAGAAUCUGAAAACUCUGCAAAAGCGAGAUUCCUUCAUAGGAACGCCUUACUGGAUGGCCCCUGAGGUGGUGCUGUGUGAAACCAUGAAGGACGCCCCCUAUGACUACAAGGCUGACAUCUGGUCCCUGGGCAUCACGCUGAUCGAGAUGGCGCAGAUUGAGCCCCCACACCAUGAGCUCAACCCCAUGCGGGUCCUGCUCAAGAUCGCCAAGUCGGACCCUCCCACCCUGCUCACACCCUCCAAGUGGUCCACGGAGUUCCGAGACUUUCUGAAGAUAGCCUUGGAUAAGAACCCAGAAACCCGGCCCAGUGCUGCGCAGCUGCUGCAGCAUCCCUUCGUCAGUACAGUCACCAGUAAUAAGGCCCUUCGGGAGCUGGUGGCUGAGGCGAAGGCUGAGGUGAUGGAGGAGAUCGAGGACGGCAAGGAGGACGGCAGGGAGGACGGCAGGGAGGAUGGAGAAGAGGAGGAUGGAGACGAGAAGGAUGCUGUGAGUGCUGUUCCGCCCCCAGUCAACCACACUCAGGACUCCUCUGCCAAUGGAACUCAGCCAAGCCUCAACUCUGACAAGCUUCUCCAGGAUUCUUCUACCCCCCUGCCUCCCAGCCAGCCUCAGGAGCCUGUGAACGGGCCCUGUAACCAACCCUCAGGGGAUGGAUCCCCCCAGAACACCAGCCCUGCAGAUGAGGUCUCCAAGAAUGACAAUGGCUUAAAGGUACCUGUUCCCCUCCGGAAGUCCCGGCCAUUGUCCGUGGAUGCCAGAAUUCAGGUGACCGAAGAGAAACAAAUCACUGACCAGGCUGAGAACCCCAGUUCUGCAGCCAGCAAACCCCCGAAGGUCAACCAGAGCCGACCUAACAGCAGCGCCCUGGAGACUUUGGGUGUCGAGACUCUGGCCAAUGGAGGCCUGGAGCUCCCUGGCUCUGUAACUCCAAACCAUUCUAAGAGGGCGUCGGACUGUAGCAACCUGUCUACCUCAGAGAGCAUGGACUACGGCACCUCCUUGUCUGCUGACCUGUCAUUGAACAAAGAGACGGGCUCAUUGUCUCUCAAGGGCUCAAAACUGCACAACAAGACCCUGAAGAGGACCCGCCGGUUUGUGGUGGACGGUGUGGAGGUGAGCAUCACCACCUCCAAGAUCAUCAGCGAAGACGAGAAGAAAGACGAGGAGAUGAGGUUUCUCAGGCGCCAGGAACUCCGAGAGCUUCGGCUCCUGCAGAAAGAAGAGCAUCGGAACCAGACGCAGCUGAGCACCAAGCACGAGCUGCAGCUGGAGCAGAUGCACAGACGAUUUGAACAAGAAAUCAACGCCAAGAAGAAAUUCUAUGACGUGGAGCUAGAGAACCUGGAGCGGCAGCAGAAGCAGCAGGUGGAGAAGAUGGAGCAGGACCACAGCGUGCGUCGCAGAGAGGAGGCCAAGCGGAUCCGCCUGGAGCAGGAUCGAGACUACGCCAGGUUCCAAGAGCAGCUCAAGCAGAUGAAGAAGGAGGUGAAGAAUGAGGUUGAGAAACUGCCCCGGCAGCAGCGGAAGGAGAGCAUGAAGCAGAAGAUGGAGGAACACGCACAGAAGAAACAACUGCUGGACCGAGACUUUGUAGCCAAGCAGAAGGAAGACCUGGAGCUGGCCAUGAAGAAGCUCACGGCAGAAAACAGGCGUGAGAUCUGUGACAAGGAACGUGAUUGCCUUAACAAGAAGCAGGAGCUCCUCCGAGACCGAGAGGCAGCCCUGUGGGAGAUGGAGGAGCACCAGUUACAGGAGAGACAUCAGCUGGUGAAGCAGCAGCUUAAGGACCAGUACUUCCUGCAGCGGCAUGACCUGCUGCGCAAGCACGAGAAGGAGCGGGAGCAGAUGCAGCGCUACAACCAGCGUAUGAUGGAGCAGCUGAAGGUCAGACAGCAGCAGGAGAAGGCGCGGCUACCCAAGAUCCAGAGGAGUGACGGCAAGACCCGCAUGGCCAUGUACAAGAAGAGCCUGCACAUCAAUGGUGCGGGCAGUGCCUCCGAGCAGCGGGAGAAGGUCAAGCAGUUCUCCCAGCAGGAAGAGAAGAGGCAGAAGGCGGAGAGGCUGCAGCAGCAGCAGAAACACGAGAACCAGAUGCGAGACAUGGUGGCACAGUGCGAGAGCAACAUGAACGAGCUGCAGCAGCUGCAGAAUGAAAAGUGUCAUCUGUUAGUGGAGCAUGAAACCCAGAAGCUGAAGGCCCUGGACGAGAGCCAUAACCAGAGCCUGAAGGAAUGGCGAGACAAGCUUCGGCCACGCAAAAAGGCCCUGGAAGAGGAUUUGAACCAGAAGAAGCGGGAACAGGAAAUGUUCUUCAGACUAAGUGAGGAGGCAGAGACCAGACCCACCACACCCAACAGAGCCAGCAAGUUCUUCCCCUACAGCUCUGGGGAUGCUUCCUAACACACACAUGCCUGGGCUGCGGUGCGGCAGUACAGCCACCAGGGCCACCAACCCUCUACAAACAAGUGACUCAGGACCUCUUCCUCUUGCUUCUGUGCCAGCUCCAACUACCCAGCACCCCAGUUGCCCACAGCACCACCCCAGUGCUUCUGAUGGAUGACCUCAUCCCAACUCAGAUUCCCAUCACCUGGAAGUGACCUGGGCUGUUGGGGUCCGGGACCGAGCGGGAUGGGCGUACCCCUCCUGUUUGCCAAAACACCAGCUCUACUGUCUGUGGGCACAAGCGCUACUGAUGACAUCACCACGAACCCAUCCUUAUUGUGAUCCUUGUGGUUUUUUCUUCUCCUUCAGUAAUUCCUCACAGUGUUGGAAAACAUCCCUCAGAGCCAUUUUGCUUCUCAGCAGCCAGCUCUCAGGGGUGUCCCCAUUACCCUGCUUCGCACAGCUGACUUUGUGCUCGAUGAGACGCUGUGUAUGUGGGGGUAGGGAGUGGGGAAAGGGAGGCCAGAAAUGUUCAUUCUGCUGGUUUCUGACAUUUUAUGCCAUCUCAUUUUGCCUCUCCCUGUCUCUCACACACACACACACACACACACACACACACACACACACACACACACAAUGCAAACACACAACUUGGCCCUCCUGAACCUGAUCGUAGGACACGGAGUACAGAGCAUGUCAGGUGGAGCAGCUGCUGGGGCAUGCUGAGUGCUGGCCCCAAAGCCCAGAGAAGGCACAGGCUGUACUGCAGCCUGCCUGCCACUCGUUUGGCUGCACACAGGAUCCUGUGUUCAGGGGUAAACUCCCCUCCACACUUGUCUUCUGCUGCCUAGCGCAUGCCAAUCUCGCCCUUGCCCAGUUGUCGGCAAGUACUGGGGAAGGCUCCUGACCUUUGACCUUUGCCCCAGUCCUGCACUGGAGUCCCACUGUACAUUUCCACUAAGCCGGACAGUCCUUUGGACUUCUCUGUUUAGGAAGAGAUGCUUCCCACCCCUGGGAACAUGCCGAGCUCAGGAAAAUGCCAAGCCUCGUGCCUGGGCCUUUGGGUUGCUCAGGUAGCCUCCCAAGAUGCUGCGCCCCAUAGGCUACCCUGCCCAGAAAAGCAGCUGGUCGGCCCAGCCGGCGUUCGCUGAUAGCGCCUUAGGGCUCAGUUAAAGCACAGGUAAAUGGCUGGCUGCUUUGUAUACCCUCCUUUUAGACAGCAUCACCCCAGGGAUUAGGAUGGGAUGGGUGGGGGCGGGGCACCCAGGCAGUGGAGUCUGGGAGUGGCUGAGACCUCAGCAGUAUUUCCCCAUCACUGCCCCAUGCUGAGACAACCUUCUAGGACGUUUCCUCAGAUGCUGACUGGGUGCUUGGGAGGGGAGUGGGCUAGUAAAACAAAAUAGGAAAACAGGUCUUGGGACUCCCAGAUCUUGUGUGCAGUAAGGAAGUUCACAGAGCCCCAGGAAGGCGAUAGUUCUCAGGGUAGCGAGCGUCAGCUUGCUUUCAGGCCGCACACUGAGGAGUCUUGAGGAACAGUUGACUUCUUUCUUACUGGUGCAUGGGGGCUGGGAAACACAAGUUGUCAGAGUGCAGCUGUGGGACUCAGAGAUGGGAAGUGGGCAAGGCCACGCCCUGCAGGGCUCUACCAUUGUUUACAAUGUACUUGGCUGCAUUCGGGGGUGGGGGGAACUUGACAGUGGCUAUUAGGCAAAAUGCCGGUUUUGUGGUUCAGGUAACAGUCUUUGACCACUCCCUGACGUCAUUCGUACUGUCCUCCUUCUUGUUGCUUCCACACUUAGUCCCACCUGAGCUCUGGUACCUCUGCUGUGCCUUUUUUGAGUGGGGUCUAGCCUUGUCUUCCAGCCUCAUAAUUUAACCUAAGUGCAAUGCCUGCCACCGACAAAGGCCCGUGAAGUAUUCCUCAUGUCCUGUGCUAACGUUUUCUGUAUAGGAACAGGCAGAAAUGUCUUUAGCACCGCGGAUAUAACUAACUUAUAUUUCCCUUCACGAAGGAUAGAAGUAACGGGUGUGUCAUUUCCAACGGUCAUGUAUAAUUUUUGUAAACUGUUCUCUGCAAACAAAAAAAAUGUAAAUAUGCUUCUAAUAAAAUAAUAAGGUAA